GGGGAAGGAGUGAAGAUGACACCAGUAACGUUUUCUUUAGAAGAAGACUAUGACUGGCUAGACGUCUACAUGGGAGACAUAGACGACGCCACAUUGUUGGGAUCAUACACUGGGCAAAACAUUCCAGAGGAAGUCAUCGUCACUUACGAGAUUGCCCAACUAGUGUUUAGUACGGACGAGUCUAACACUGAUGACGGUUUCAAAAUCCACUUUGAGGCAUUUGAUUUGAUGGAUUCUCAAUGCCCGGACCCUGGCGUUCCCGACAACGGCUACAGGACUGGAGACGAUUUCGCUGUGGGGUCGGUUGUUUCGUUCGGCUGUAACGACGGCUACGUUUUGUUCGGGCAGGAAAGACUCACCUGUAUCUGGAUAUUAGUGGCGGAUCCAGGAAAGGUUGUCGUCACAAAUUUCUCGCAAUUCGACAUAGAAUUUGAGUCAAGAUGCAGAUAUGACUAUCUUCGAAUACAGGACAUGCCAUAUAUGAAUCUCCAAGGGUUCCAACGGAUACACCAUCUGUCAGGAGACACCGGCACGUUCUCGUCCAUGAACUACCCGCACUACCCCUACAGGAACCACGUGUAUCAGCAGUGGAACAUUAUCGUAGAUACACGCAAGGCUGUCAAACUGAUUUUUCUGGACUUCGAUGUUGACUUUGACCCGGAAUGCAGUAAAGACUAUGUACUGGCUGAAGACCCUUUUGAUCAAAUACAUUACACUUGGUGCGGCACUUGCGUUCCCCCGCCGCAAACCUCGGCUGCUCACAUCCUUUACGUCAUGUUGGUCACAGACUUUGUGAUCCGCAGAACUGGGUUUUCAGCACGAUAUGAAGCGGUGGACAAGGGCAAAACAGCUGGAACCCACUGGCAGGCAGUACAUAUCGGCCUUGUCACCAAUUUUCUUUUCAACUUCGAGAAAACACCACGGGGUUAUAAUUGGAUACAUGAGAUAGACCAGAUACAUUCCGGAAAGAAUGUACUUUGGGUCAUUGGAACCCAAGAUUCGUAUAUAUACGGAGACACCAUAGUCAGGAAAGUGAAAUACGACUGGGAAUCAAUCGAUGGCUGCAAACGGUCUAUAUCCGUGGGACGUGCAGGGGUUUGGGCGGUGGACAGCUCGGGCGAGGUGUAUCACAGAGCGGGGACGUUUCUGAAUGAGACGUCCCGCGGUGAAGGCUGGGUGCGUGUGCCGGGUGUAGCUCUGCAGCAGGUAGAUGUGGGAGAUGGAAUCGUCUGGGGUGUGGACUUCGACAACCGGGUGUUUGCAAAAUUACUACCGGCGCCUACCGACAGGGCAACGUGCCAAGUGGGCCUGAAAGGGCACUCAGCGUGCUAUGCAACACUUCAGGGGUUUGCUGCCUGCCCAGAGAAACGCAGACGGAUGUGUAACGGAGAUGUCGGCUGCUACAGCCCCAUCCGUGUGUGCGACGGCGAACGGAACUGUGGGGCAGACACGGAAGACGAGAGAGACUGUCUAGACAGCUGCAUUUUUCAUGCCAAGCGAGAUGAAUUUCUCACGCGAGAACUUGUCCAGUGCCGUGAUUUGAAAGGCUGCGUGAAGAUCACAAACGUUUGUGAUGGCAAGAAGGACUGUUCCGACGGCUCGGAUGAGAUCAGAUGUGACGAAGUGUGUGAGUCUAUCGGAUACUGGCCCUGUAGGUCAUCACUUCCACCAUUUCCCAAGUGCAUCAGUCGGCAGGAGAGAUGCGAUCGCCAUGCGAACUGCAGGGACUUCUCAGAUGAAAUGGAUUGUGGACUGGCCCGACCGUGCGAAGGACGCUGGGAGUGGAAAUGUCCUGGAGAAAACACCUGUUUGCCAGACAUGUUCGUUUGUAAUACUGUACUGGAGUGCUCAAAUGGAGAGGACGAAAAACACUGUGACGGUGUCUUACACGACUAUCUCUGCAGCACAGGAGAGUGCUCUUCGAGUUUCUUUUUCUGUGAUGAUUCAACACUAUUCGGAUGCAGUAACUGGGAGGACGAGCAAGGAUGUGGUGAUUUUUCUUUAUAUAUAUGUUGCCCUGGUAUUACGUGUGAGGAAACCCACAAGUGCGGCGGUCCACUGUGGAUCGACUGUGACGGAUUACCUGACUGUUUGGAUUUUACAGACGAAACGAACUGUGCCUCAACCAAAUGUGUGGAUACGCAGAUUACAUCUUCAGAUUUCAAGAGAAUCAGCAUCUCUCAAUAUUGUGAUGGCAACGACGACUGCAGGACAGGCAUAGACGAAAAUCCUAGGAAAUGCGCCAUGUUCACAGACAGACUAUCAUGCAUCUCGUCCAAUCGCUUUAUUUCAAGAAGCAGCAUCUGUGAUGGCAUACCGGACUGUGUGGAUGCUUCAGACGAAGAUGCUUGUAUUGGGAAGGGAGCCUGUUUGCUGCCUUUGUCCUUACUUCUGGAAGAGUAUUCAAUCGAAGAAGGUACUGGUACAAGUCACGUCAUCCGCAGUAGCCAUGGGCUCACCCCGGCACGAUGGGCGGUAGAGGGACUCGAUGAUUGGUUGCAAAUUACCCUGGAAGACACUGUGCAACUUACAGGAAUAGUCAUUUCGGGUUCAAGGCCAUCACAAACCCUCACAUUUUCGUUGGAGUAUGGUGUUUGGGCCGACUGUUUAACGGCGUAUACGGAAGGGGACGGAGUAAAGAUAUUCCAAGCACGCUCAAAUGGUGUUGAACAAGCUGAGCAUUAUCUGGCCGUACCGGUGCAGGCCAGGGUGGUCAGACUUACUCCACAGUCACUGAUGGACACGACUAUCUUGGAGGUAGGGCUACUGGGAUGCCUCAUUAAAGAGCAUCCUGAAAAGGGCAUAUCCUGUGGUAAAGGUUGGACGAUGUUUGAAGAACACUGUUACCAGAAGUUUGCCUCCCCGCUUGUGUGGUGGGCUGCGGAGAGGUACUGCCAGGCUCUGGGCGGCCACCUGGUGGCCGUCAACUCGCUACAGGAAAACGAGUUCCUCAGGGACAACGUAGGGAACGGGUGGAUAGGGAUGAAGCUUGCUGCUAGCUUGAUCAAGGAAGACAGACAGAGUAUUGUCAACUUUACCUGGAGCGAUGGAAGUCCUGCGGGCGAGGCUUUCCAGGAACAAGGCAUUUCAUUCGACGUUUUCCAGGAAUAUAUUUGGAGACUCAAUGAUCCCUUCUGUGCCUUUCUAGAAAAACACGGUCCUUGGAGUCUUCAUCCUUGCAGUCUGAUUGAGAAAGAGUACAUCUGCGAGAAAGACCCAUCUUCAUACCGUAGUGAUGGCUGUGAUACUACCGCAAACUACAACUAUACUGACUUACAACAUGGAGAGACUGACAGGAACGAACUAAAUAUGUAUCUUCCGGACAUGACAGUGUGUGACGAUUGCAUGGCCAGUAAGCCGGCCUGUGGGAAUAUCCGAUGCGGCAGCCCUGACCAGUACCGCUGUGGACUGAUCUACUCCCCCGGAUACCCAACCGCCUUCCCCUCUUCAGUGAUCUGCCUGUGGAUCAUCGAUGGUCCUCCCGGCAGCUUCGUCACACUACUGCUGCUGGACGUGGAUUUGCCGGGGUACUCGAGUGGGGCCUGCACAAGCCGUGUGCUGCAGGUCAGGGACAGGUUCCUGACCGUAGACUGGAACACGAUACACGGGCUUUGUCGCGGGGAGGGCGCGCAGAGGCGGUACGUGUCGAGCUCGAACGACAUGCAGUUGGCCAUGUUGGCGACGAGCAACGAUGCUGACUUUGGCGACAGCCGCGGGUUCAUGGCGACGUUCAACAUCAGUACGUUCAGCGCCAGCCGACAAGUGCAGAACUUACCUGAUGAUGCAGGUCUGUACGAUAUCUACCGAGACCGAACCUUCGUAUGGACCGACGGCACUCCGGUCACAUACAUGGACUGGUCGCCUAUGGAUAUCAGAACCGGGUUCCCACAACCGGAUGGGGCCAAGAUCAACUUCUGCGUUGCCAUAGUGAUGAAGAACGUCUGGGGAACUGACCAAUGGUACGACGUCGCCUGCGAUGACCGAGCCACCAGGUCCUACAUCUGCAAGCAGGCGGCCAAACGAGUGACCGGUUCGGGAAACAAUUAA
Branchiostoma belcheri (Belcher's lancelet) is the source of this 4047-nucleotide messenger RNA. RefSeq lists its product as uncharacterized. Bases 16 to 4047 code for a protein of 1343 amino acids. Lineage: Eukaryota; Metazoa; Chordata; Leptocardii; Amphioxiformes; Branchiostomatidae. The transcript has 24 exons. Gene Ontology annotation, molecular function: protein binding. The record is from RefSeq and is a predicted model, not a curated record.